Sorghum bicolor (sorghum) is the source of this 1090-nucleotide messenger RNA. Its product is annotated as cytochrome P450 78A9-like. The record is from RefSeq and is a predicted model, not a curated record. NCBI's taxonomy places the organism in Eukaryota, Viridiplantae, Streptophyta, Magnoliopsida, Poales, Poaceae. The transcript is spliced from 2 exons. Bases 99 to 806 code for a protein of 235 amino acids. Gene Ontology annotation, molecular function: oxidoreductase activity, acting on paired donors, with incorporation or reduction of molecular oxygen; monooxygenase activity; heme binding.
GGGCCAGGUGCUCCGCGCUCGUCCCGCGGGUGAACCGCUUCGUCGGCGCCAUCAUCGACGAGCACCGCGCGCGCCUCGGCGGAGACACCGCCGCCGUCAUGGACUUCACCGACGUCCUGCUCUCCCUCAACGGCGACGACAAGCUCUCCGACGCCGACAUGAUCGCCGUCCUCUGGGAGAUGAUCUUCCGAGGCACGGACACGGUGGCGGUGCUGAUCGAGUGGGUGCUGGCACGUCUGGUGCUGCACCAGGACGUGCAGCGCAAGGUGCACGACGAGCUGGACCGGGUGGUCGGGCCGGGCGAGGCCGUGACGGAGUCGGACACCGCCUCACUGGUGUACCUGCAGGCGGUCAUCAAGGAAGUGCUGCGCCUGCACCCGCCGGGCCCACUGCUGUCCUGGGCGCGGCUGGCCACGUCGGACGUGAACGUCGGCGGGCACCUGGUCCCCGCGGGCACCACCGCCAUGGUGAACAUGUGGGCCAUAACCCACGACGCCAGCGUGUGGCCUGAGCCGACGGAGUUCAGGCCCGAGAGGUUCGUCGCCGCCGCCGGCGGCGAGGACGUCGUCCCGAUAAUGGGUUCGGACCUCCGGCUCGCGCCGUUCGGGUCCGGCAGGCGGAGCUGCCCCGGGAAGUCGCUCGCGGUGGCCACCGUCGGGUUCUGGGUCGCCACCCUGCUGCACGAGUUCGAAUGGUUGCCGUGCGGCGGCGGCGGCGGCGUGGACCUGUCCGAAGUGCUGAGGCUGUCGUGUGAGAUGGCCGCGCCGCUGGAGGCGAGGGUGGUGCCACGUCGUCACGCGGUGUGAUGAUGACGAGGCAGCUGAGACACACGUGGACGUGGCUGGGGAGAGGGGACGGAGUGGCUAGCUUCUUCUACUACUACUACCUUACCACCUUCUAGCAGAACGUAACGUACGUGGCCCCGGACGACGAUCGAUGAGCGAGAUGCGUAAAAAAAAAAUCGCCCAAGUGCCAUGCUUUAGAGCUGAUGCUGGUGUGGACUUCCAGUAAUUUCCUGUGUAUGAUGGUAGGUGCUGGUGGAAGGACUACGUAGUAACCACCAGCCGGUUUGAUGCUUAAUUAUGUGUGU